GACAGCGUUCCUCACUCUGAGGACAGCGUUCCUCACUUUGAGGACAGCGUUCCUCACUCUGAGAACAGCGUUCAUCACUCUGAGGACUACGUUCCUCACUCUGAGGACAGCGUUUCUCACUCUGAGGACAGCGUUCCUCACUCUGAGUACAGCGGUUCUCACUCUGAGGACAGCGUUCCUCACUCUGAGGAUAGCGUUCCUCACUCUGAGGACUGCGUUCCUCACUCUGAGGACAGCCUUACUCACUCUGAGGACAGCGUUCCUCACUCUGAGGACAGCGUUCCUCACUCUGAGGACUGCGUUCCUCACUCUGAGGACAGCCUUCCUCACUGUGAGGACAGCGUUCCUCACUCUGAGGACAGCGUUCCUCACUCUGAGGACAGCGUUCCUCACUCUAAGCAAAGCGUUCCUCACUCUGAGCACAGCGUUCCUCACUCUGAGGACUGCGUUCCUCACUCUGAGGAAAGCGUUCCUCACACUGAGGACAGCGUUCCUCACUCGGAGGACAACGUUCCUCACUCUGAGGACAGCGUUCUUCGCUCUGAGGACAGCGUUCCUCACUCUGAGGACAGCGUUCCUCACUCUGAGGACAGCGUUCCUCACUUUGAGGACAGCGUUCCUCACUCUGAGGGCAGCGUUCCUCACUCUGAGGACAGCGUUCCUCACUCUGAGUGCAGCGUUCCUCACUCUGACGACAGCGUUACUCACUCCGAGGACAACGUUCCUCACUCUGAUGACAGCGUUCCUCACUCUGAGGACAGUGUUCCUCACUCUGAGGAUAGCGUUCCUCACUCUGAGGACAGCGUUCCUCACUCUGAGGACAGCGUUCCUCACUCUGAGGACAGCGUUCCUCACUCUGAGGACAGCGUUCCUCACUCUGAGGACAGCGUUCCUCACUCUGAGGACAGCGUUUGUCACUCUGAGGACAGCGUUCCUCGCUUCGAGGACAGCGUUCCUCACUCUGAGGACAGCCUUCCUCACUCUGAGGACAGCGUUCCUCACUCUGAGGACAGCGUUCCUCGCUCCGAGGACAGCGUUCCUCACUCUGAGGACAGCCUUCCUCACUCUGAGGACAGCGUUCCUCACUAUGAGGACAGCGUUCCUCGCUCCGAGGACAGCGUUCCUCACUCUGAGGACAGCGUUCCUCACUCUGAGGACAGCGUUCCUCACUCUGAGGACAGCGUUCGUCACUAUGAGGACACCGUUCCUCACACUGAGGACUGCGUUUCUCACUCUAA
Paramuricea clavata is the source of this 1238-nucleotide messenger RNA. NCBI's taxonomy places the organism in Eukaryota, Metazoa, Cnidaria, Anthozoa, Malacalcyonacea, Plexauridae. The record is from the annotation of a GenBank genome assembly.